UAAAAAUAAAAGAGGCUAUAAAAUAUCAAUAGCCAAAAAUAAAAAAAGGUUAUGGUAGCUAUGGAAUCUUUAUGGUUUCCUCUUCUCCUCCUUGCUCUUGUGCUCAUCAUCUUCUUAAGAAAGCCACAAAAUAGGAAGGUACCACCAGGCCCUCCUAAACUUCCAAUAAUAGGAAACUUACACCAAUUUGGUGACUUGCCUCAUCGAUCUUUGUGGGAUCUUUCCACUAAAUAUGGGCCUAUCAUGUCUUUCAAAAUUGGCUCUCUAUUCACUUUCGUAGUCUCCUCUGCUGAAACUGCAAAAGAUGUUCUUAAAAGUCAUGAUCUUCAAACUUGCAGUAAACAUAAAUUUGUUAACACUAAGAAACUCUCCUACAAUUUUCUUGACAUUGCAUUUUCUCCAUACUCAGAUUACUGGAGAGAUGUAAAAAAAUUAGCUAUUCUUGAGGUUUUUAGCAUUAAAAGAGUGCAGUCAUUUCGAUUUAUUAGAGAAAAUGAAGUCGCUCUUCUUUUAGAUGCCAUAUCCCAAGCAGCAUCUUCUUCGAAUCCAGUUAAUCUCACAUAUCAAAUGUUUGGUUAUAGUGCCAGCAUACUAUUUAGAAUAGCUUUGGGCUAUAGCUUUCACGGCAGUGACCUUGACAAAGGUAGUUUUUACUGUCUGUUUCAUGAUAUUUCCACCUUGUUGGGUGAAGUCAAUGCAGAAGAUUAUAUACCAUAUAUAGGUUGGAUUGUAGACAGGAUUAACGGCCAUCAUGCAAAGCUUGAAAGAGUUUUUCAUGAAAUGAACUCCAUCUUCGAGAACGCCAUUAAUAUCCAUCUUGAUCCUAAAAAAAACAACCAACAGAGUAAAGACAUUAUUGAUGUGAUGCUAGAAUUAGACGUGGAUAAUCAAGGUCGCUCAGCUGAACCAUUUGUCCAACGUAAUCAUAUCAAAGGAUUGCUCAUGAACAUCUUCUUUGGUGGAAUUGAUACUAGUUCAAUAUUGUAAUAUGGGCAAUGACAGAACUUAUUCGUAUCCCAGAGUGAUGAAAAUCGCACAAGAUGAAGUUAGA
Carica papaya (papaya) is the source of this 1051-nucleotide messenger RNA. RefSeq names its product cytochrome P450 71B37-like. NCBI's taxonomy places the organism in Eukaryota, Viridiplantae, Streptophyta, Magnoliopsida, Brassicales, Caricaceae. The record is from RefSeq and is a predicted model, not a curated record. Gene Ontology annotation, molecular function: monooxygenase activity; iron ion binding; oxidoreductase activity, acting on paired donors, with incorporation or reduction of molecular oxygen.